Molecule: messenger RNA, 540 nt
Organism: Penicillium brasilianum
Lineage: Eukaryota; Fungi; Ascomycota; Eurotiomycetes; Eurotiales; Aspergillaceae
Source: the annotation of a GenBank genome assembly
AUGCACCAACCCCGACUUGCCGACCUCUUCGAAGAAUUCACAAAACCACACAUGUCCACCGCAGGCAUAUCAUCCGACUCCCAACACCAUAUCUCCCAAUCCGCAGGCACCCACCAAUCAACCAACCCCGCAUACGGCUCCUCCUCCCCCUCCAAUAUCCCCUCCUUCCUCCCCAUCGAAGACAUCUACCUCCAACGGCAAUACCAGCCCCCAAACCCGGAAGACGAAGAUGAUGUCGUCCCGCAUCAACAUGCCGUGUUCGGAAUCACGCGGGCCAUGGAGCGCAGGCAGGAAGCUGUGUGGAGGGAUUUGGGUCUUGAGGCGCUGGUGAAUGGUCAGGGACAUGGUGGUAGUGGUGGUGGCGCGGGGGCUGGAAAUGGUGGUGCUGCUGGUGCUGGUGCCUCUGGGGGUGUGGGUUUGGGACUUGGUGCGACGUUGCGUGGUAGUGGCGGUGGUGCGGCGUCUGCUGCGUCGGCGGCGGUUCGGGUAAGGAGUGCUGGGAGGAAGAUGGGUGGGCGACGGGUUAUCACUUUGCGUUGA